AUGGCCGAAGCUUUAGUCACUAUUGCUGCGGAGGGGAUACUGAAAAAGGUGUUGACUAUCGCUGCCAGCGAAAUCGCCACUGCUUGGAAUUACGAAGAAAAGCUCAACAGCCUCCACAAAAAAUUGGAGCUGAUUCGGGCCAGAUUGCGCGAUGCGGAGAAACGAAAGGAAACAGAGGCUGUGAGGGCGUGGUUGAAACAACUAAAAGAAGCAGUGGUCAAAGCUGACGAUGUGUUGGACGAGGUUGAUUAUGAAAUUUUAAGGCGUCAGAUAAGGAAACAAGAUCAGGUGGCAAGAAAGCCUGCUGGCACUGUUCCAGAUCCAGAUCGGGAGACUGUUCCAGAUCUAGAUCGGGAGACUGUACCUUAUCCAGAAAAAUUCCAAAUUUUUGGGAGGGAUGAUGAGAAACAACGAAUCGUAGAGCUAUUAACCGAGUCAAGAAAGGAAGAAGAACUUACAAUUUUGCCCAUUGUGGGAAUGGGUGGUAUUGGGAAGACAGCUUUGGCGAAGUUGGUUUACAAUGACGAAAAAAUCGAGCAGUAUUUUGAUGUGAGAAAAUGGUUGUGUGUGUCGGUUAAAGUUAGCAUCGUCAAACUUCUCGAAAUGAUCUACGAAUCUGUUGCUGGCAAGGAACCUGAGUUGCACACUAAGGUCUAUUUCAUUGAUAGUCUUAAAGAGCUGUUGGCAUCAAAAAGAUAUCUGCUUGUCUUGGAUGAUGUUUGGGUCGAAGAGAGGCAAUAUUGGGAAGAUUUUAGGAAAGAAAUGCAAUAUGUAAACUCACAAAAUGGAAGUGGCAUUCUUAUCACUACACGAAAACUUGCAAUCGGAACUCAUGAUAUGAUCAGGGAUUCGUGUAAUCUAGAAGGUCUUUCCAAUGAUGAGUGUUGGUCAAUCUUUAGAGGAAGAGCAUUUGUGCCAGGAAAAUCACCGCCUCCAGAACUAGAAGCUAUAGGGCGUGAGAUUGUGAAAAAAUGUUGUGGUUUACCAUUGCUAUUAAAUGUAAUAGGUGGCAUGUUGGCAAAUGACACUGAUCCAGAGAAGUGGUUGUCCAUCAAAACCAACAAUGUUUGGGAUAUAGAAGAAGGGAAUAAAGUUCAAAGGAUCUUGGAACUGAGCUUUGAUAAUCUCCCCAAUUCUAUAGUCAAGCAAUGUUUUGUAUAUUGUUCCAUCUUUAAGAAAGACGAGGUCAUGGAAAGGGAAGAACUGGUCCGACUUUGGAUAGCUUUAGGGUUGGUUCAUGAGGAAAAAAACAAGGAGAUGGAGGAUGUCGGAAAUGAUGUUUUUCAGAUUUUAGUAAGUAAUUCGUUGUUCCAAGAUGUUCGAAGGGAUGAGUAUGGUCACAUCACUCAUUGUAGUAUGCAUGAUCUGGUGCAUGACCUUUCAUUAUCACUUUCAAAUCAUGAAAGCCGAUGUCUGGUGGAUGCAACUAAUGAUGAUAUUGCAAGUAUCCCUCAUGUUAAACAUCUCUCUUUUCACCAAGAACUGAUCGAGGAUGAUGAAUUCGGAUCCAAGGUUUCUAUGUUCAUUGAAAGGAAGACGGUGGCUACAACUUUGCAUACAUUGUUCAUCAAAGUUGUAAUUGAGAAGAAAUUUCCAUUUCAAAAAUUAAAGUGCAUUCGAGUCCUAAAACUCCAAGUUUAUAUAAGAGAGAAGUUAGAUGAUUCAAUUGGAGGGUUGGUGCAUCUCAGGUAUCUAGAUUUGACAUAUACGAAUAUCCGUGUUCUUCCUAAAUCUAUUGGUAAAUUAUACCACUUGCAAACUCUGAAGUUGCCUGAAAACAUUGAGCAGUUUCCAGAAACCAUGAGAAAUUUGAUAUGCCUGCGAUAUCUAAUCUCUGACACAAACAUUCCUGCCAAUAUCUUGGGGGAGUUGAUUUAUCUUCGAAAACUGUCUUCCGUCAAAGUGGUUGGAAGGAAGGGACAUGGUAUUGAAAAGCUACGCAAUUUGAAUAACCUUACUGGAACGCUCUGUAUUUUCAAUCUAGAAAAUGUUGAGAGCAAAGAGGAUGCUGUCAAUGCAAAUUUAAGUAGAAAGAAAAACUUAUACAAUAUUGAAUUCAGUUGGAGUGGGAACAAUGAUGAAGAUGCCACCCGAAACAACAAGGAUGUAUUGGAAGGCUUGCAACCCCCUAGAGAUGUGAAAAAGUUGACAUUUAGCAAUUUUUCAGGUGAUAAUUUUGCAGAAUGGGUAACGAAGAUGGCAAUCCAUAUUAAAGGGAAAUGGACACCCCUUGACAAGCUCAUUAAGAUCACAUUAUCUGGAUGUAGGAGCUGCCUCUCUCUUCCAACGCUUGAGCACCUGCCUCAUCUUCGGGAUCUGGUGUUGAAGGAUAUGGACAGCUUGACAAGCUUAAGGAAUACUUCCGAUGUUACCGGAUCUACGAAGCCUUUAUCUCCAUCGUUGAGAUCUCUCACACUACAGAAUAUGGAAAGACUUGAAAAGUGGAUAGAUGGAGCAACCAACAGCUCAAAAAUGAUUUCUCCUGUCCUUGAUAGGGAAUGCCCUAGUCUUUUAGGAAUACCCAAUUUGCCCAACCAGUGUCAUUCUUUGAAGACUUUGUUUAUUGCCCAUUGCGAAAAGCUGACUUCCUUCCCUCAAGAAAUGUUCGACUGUUUUGCCUUCUUAAAUGACUUGAAACUUGGUCCGUUCUCAAAGGAGCUGGAUUCUUUCCCAAGUCUCCAAGGCAUCGAGAAGUUAAGGAACCACCUUCACUCGUUAACAUUAUACGGUGACGAUCAUUGGGAGUCAAUGCCAGAAGAAAUACAACACCUCACCUCACUGACUUCAUUAACCAUAAGUGGAUUCAGAAUGCGAGAACUGCCCAAGUGGUUAAAAAACAUGUCAUCUAUCCGAAAAUUAUAUUUCUAUGGUUGCGAAGGGCUGAAUAAAGAAAUAUUUAGACAGGGAGCACCGCGUGAAGCAACUUAUGUCAAACUAAAUUAUCAAAGGGCCUUAAAAGCCCUAGCUCGGAUUGAACUAAGGUCUAAUUCUUCUCUUCUGGUUGCACUAAGAAAAUCGGACAUACAUGUUGAUGAUAUAAGAAACAAGACAAUACAAGUUGCUGGAGAGAAGAAAUCUAACAUCAAAAGAAUGAAGAAAGACUGUGUGUGGGGGGCUGCUAUCGGUAUAAAGAAACAAAUUCAGAACCAAUAA
Lactuca saligna is the source of this 3153-nucleotide messenger RNA. NCBI's taxonomy places the organism in Eukaryota, Viridiplantae, Streptophyta, Magnoliopsida, Asterales, Asteraceae. The record is from the annotation of a GenBank genome assembly.